Messenger RNA from Branchiostoma belcheri (Belcher's lancelet), 1201 nucleotides. Its product is annotated as calumenin-A-like. Gene Ontology annotation, cellular component: endoplasmic reticulum. Bases 117 to 899 code for a protein of 260 amino acids. The transcript is spliced from 7 exons. Gene Ontology annotation, molecular function: calcium ion binding. The record is from RefSeq and is a predicted model, not a curated record. NCBI's taxonomy places the organism in Eukaryota, Metazoa, Chordata, Leptocardii, Amphioxiformes, Branchiostomatidae.
CAAUUCUCAAACCUGUGGAUCUGAUAUUUGCUCGGAAAUACGGCCCAAUCGAGAUUUGUCAAACGAACUUCUAUUAAGCACUAUAAAGUCUAUAGUAGCCUGGAAUUGCAGUCGACAUGGAGGGCAUCAUGACUGUACCUUACAUGUUGGUCGCAGUGCUGCUCUUGACUACUUCGGCGGUGGCUAAUCGCAAGGCUGUUAUUAGCAAGGAGGUUUGGACGCGUCUAGACGCGGACGGAGACGGGUUGGUGACGCGGGAAGAGCUGACGAGUUUCACAGUCGGAGAACGAACCAGGGACAUGCGGGUGGACAUGGAGAAACAGUGGAAGAGCCACGGCCUGUCUGCGGAUGAGAAGCUGACGUUUGAGCGGUACGCCAAGAAGGUUUACCCCGACGAGUUCUCCCACGCCCACUCCCCCCGCAGGAAGCAGCAGGAGCAGAGGCGCUUCCACCUCUGUGACGUCAACCAAGAUGGCGGCCUGGACAAGGACGAGUUCAUGACCUUUCUGUGGGCGGAGGAGUUUCCACGCAUGCACGACAUCGUCAUACUGGAAACGAUGGAAGACAUGGACAAGGAUGGAGACGGGGUCCUCAGCUACCUGGAGUUUACAGAUGAUGAGGAGGGAAUGGAGGACGGUCCGGAGGCUAAGAAAACGUUCCAUGAGUAUGAUGCUGACGCUGACGGGGAGCUGAGCCGGGCCGAGGUGAAGCUCUGGGUUCUCGGAGCCACGUUUGACGCCGGGAAGGAUGACGAGGACAGCGUCAACAUCGUGUUAACCAAGCUCGACACAGACAGGGACGGGAAGCUGAGCUGGUCUGAGAUCGAGGCUGACCCGGAAGUGAUUGAGGAACAGCUGAUGUAUGAAGAAGACAACGAGACGCUCCAUGACGAGUUUUGAGAGGAAUUUGAUUAAACUUCAUAAUAUAUUACAAAAAUGUCAACAGAAUAUCAAUUACUUUAUCAUUGAACAUUAACUUCUUUCUAAUGUUUUUGAAGCACCAUUUUUAGAAACAUUUUCAGAUUCGUUAAAAUAAUGAAUCAAGAAAUCUUCGUUGUUCUCGUAUCAGCUGUUUUAUGUGUAAGACAGUUUACUGUCAUUAUGUUCAUUAGUUAUAUAUUGAUGUGUACCGUGACAAUUUUCCAAUAGAGCUACAUGCUACGACUGUUUGAGAUAUUCAUGAUAAACGCCAACUAAGGAUG